AUGCCGUUCGCGACGUCCACUCGGUCGCUCGGCGCCAGGGCGGUGCCCCUCGCCACGGCCGCGGCACUCUCAUUCACCAUCUACGCCACCCACUCGUUCUCCCACCCGGCUCGCAAUGACGACACUCCCGUCGAGACGACAGUUCUGCACGCCAACGCAAAGGCAGGCAGUGUGCCCACGGUCAAGGGCAAGAUCCUGCUGUCUGGUGCGUCCGCCCCGCUCACUCCUCUCGGGUGGGGGUCUAACACGUACCUCACCGUUCUCCCGGAUGUGGCCCGCAAGACGAUCAAGCGUCCCACGGCCAUGAGCCAGCUUGGCGCGACGCCGUACCGGGACCUGGCGAUUCACGAGAAGUAUGGUGCAGUCAUUGACGCGCGUGGUGAUCUCUGGAUGUGGGGUGCUGGCUACGACCCCGAGGGCGAGGUCGGUCGCUCCCUCCGCGGCAAGAGACUCCGCAAGCUCGCCCCAGGCCCGGGCAAGCUGUUCUCCCUCAGCAAGGACGGACGGCUGUACGUCGUCUCUGCCGAUCGCGCGUUCCAGGAUGCCCACAAGAAGUCCCGCAGCUGGUGGAAGAAGCUCGUCACCCGCGACCCCAUUGUCGACUUUGUUGAGCUGCACGCCAAGGCGCUGAACUGGGGCGAGCACUUUGCCGGCGUGGCCGUGGGCCAGCACCACCUCUUGGCCGUGACCAACCACGGACGUACCUUCUCCCUGCCGCUGUCGCCGGCGGCCAACACCCACCGCCAGCUGGGCACGAAGCAGACGUUCCCCGUGGCGGACACGCCCAAGGAGGCCCUCGCCCAGUCGCCCGACCUCCCGCCCGCGAGCGACCCGCGCUUCGCAACGACGCUCACUGAGAUCCCGGCCCUGUCGGGUAUCCAGAUUGCAGAGGUUGCCGCGUCAGAGCGCUCGUCGUUUGUGCGCACGACCGAGGGCCGCGUCCUCGGCUUUGGCGCAAACGACUAUGGCCAGAUCGGUCUCGGCCCCACCACCACCGUCUCCACCGUCCCCACCCCCGUCGAGAUCUCGCUCGGCAAGGCAUACCCCAACGGCGCAUCUGUGCGGUGUACAGGUAUCACGGCCGGUGGCCAGACUACGCUGUUCACUGUCGAGUCGACGCUUCCCGGCGCCUCUACUACGCUCGUGGACGUCCUGUCGUGCGGCAACGGCCAGAACGGCUCCCUCGGAUCGGGUAUGUGGUCGUCUGCGUCGUACGCUCCGGCGCGCAUCAAGGCCAUCUCGAGCCUCCAGGAGUACUCGGAGAAGGAGGGCAAGACAAUCCCCAUCGGCAUCUACUCCCUCUCCAUGUCUCCCUCGCCCAUGUGCCACGCCUUUGCCGUCCUCGACACGGUCCGCAACGCCGACGCCAAGGGAGCCGGCGAAGGCCUGUUCGGCAAGGAUGUGCUCGUCUGGGGCGGCAACAGCGACUACCAGCUGGGCACGGGCAAGCGGUCUGCCCAGGCCACGCCCCAGCACCUCGCCUCGGUCAUCCCGCAUGCCAUCGACACGCUCGUGGCUGACAUUGGCACCGAGGAGGUCGAGGGCAGCCCCAUCCCCGUCACCCGCCUGCAGUUGCACACGGGCAAGGCGGACGCCUAUGACCCCAUGGGCAAGCUCAUCAAGCGCGGUGUCAAGGUUGAGGAGACGCUGGUGGCUGGAUACAACUGUUCGGUGCUGUACAGCAAGAUUGUCAGCUGA
Messenger RNA from Apiotrichum porosum, 1698 nucleotides. RefSeq lists its product as uncharacterized. The transcript has 2 exons. NCBI's taxonomy places the organism in Eukaryota, Fungi, Basidiomycota, Tremellomycetes, Trichosporonales, Trichosporonaceae. The record is from RefSeq and is a predicted model, not a curated record. The coding region runs from base 1 to 1698 and encodes 565 amino acids. Gene Ontology annotation, biological process: mitochondrial respiratory chain complex III assembly. Gene Ontology annotation, cellular component: mitochondrial inner membrane.